Molecule: messenger RNA, 1463 nt
Organism: Danio aesculapii
Lineage: Eukaryota; Metazoa; Chordata; Actinopteri; Cypriniformes; Danionidae
Product: beta-1,3-galactosyltransferase 9
Exons: 2
Coding region: 90-1202 (370 amino acids)
Cellular component (GO): membrane
Molecular function (GO): hexosyltransferase activity
Source: RefSeq, a predicted model, not a curated record
CAGACGCAUCAGUUUGUGAGGCAAAAACCUGAGGAAGAAAAACUUAUAUAGAAGAGAAAAGAGAAAGGAAGACAUAAUUAUUGAACAUCAUGAAGAUCUGUGUGUUCCGGUUGCAGACUCAUCAGUGGUGCUUCCUCUUGUGUAACGUCAUCUUGUUUCACGCUCUGCUCUUUGGAGGUGACAUAGUGGAAGAGUUUCUCCUACAGUCGUCUCCUGCCGCAUACACUGACCGAUUCGUCCUCGAGGUUCGAGAACGGGCACGGAAGCUAGACCUUACUGACCUCAGGGUCAACACCUCACAGCUCUAUCCCAUUAACACAGAGCCCUGCCUUCCUCAUCUGGACCUCCUCAUCCUCACAGUUGUCCUGAGUUCACCUGGAAAUUCAAGUCAAAGGGAGGCAGUGCGACACUCAUGGGCCAAUCAGACAGUAGUGCAUAAUGUUGCCGUACGGACUGUGUUUUUCCUUGGCUCCUCCCCUUUGGGGGCAGAGCUUGGAGUAAUAAAGGAGGAGUCUGAUCGAUAUGGUGACAUUGUGCAGUUUGAAGGAGGCAUUUCAAGAGGAGAUUGGCAGAGAGGACAUUGGGAACAAGUUAAAAUGGCACUAAAAUGGAUCUUACAUUUUUGCCCACAAGCCCGAUUUAUCAUCCUUUCUGAGGAUUCUGUGUAUUUAAACCUUCCCGCGCUUACAUCAUACUUACUAGGAUUGAGAACGCACCCAGAUGACCUUUAUCUCGGUAGGGUCAUCCAUCGGGCCGCACCUGAGAGAGACCCCGAUAAACCGCAUUACCUGCCCUAUCAGGUGUAUCCCGAUAAGUACCUCCCAGAUUACUGCUCCGGCCCAGCGUUCCUUCUAUCUCAAGACGUGGUGAGAAAAAUUUACGUUGCAGCUGAGGACGCAUCGUUGCCCCUGCCCUCUGACGUUCUGAUUGGCCUGUGUGCAAGACGGGCAGGUGUGGUGGCCACUCACAGCGCUCGUUUUUCUGGCAACAGACACAUUCGCUAUAACCCCUGCUGUUACAACUUCCUGUUCAGCUCUGCCGGGAUGGGAGUUAGGCAAAUGGGCGUGGUUUGGCGAGAUUUAGGGGCAGGGAAGGGGAGGAGCUGUGGCAUGCUAAAGACUUAUUAUAGUUUGGUAGUGUGCAAAGCAAUGACCUACCUAGAUAAACUCUCCUUUCUGAAUAAUGAAUACAGCCAGGGUUAAGAUGAAUGCGAGUGCGCCUCUUUAGCUGUAUAGAUUGCUGCAAAUAUUGAAUUUGACAAAAAUGGCAAAGUAUUAAAAUUGAUCUGUUUAAGUAUUUAAAGGGGCAGUUCACCCAAAAGGGAAAAAUCUGCCAACAUUUACUCACCUUUAACUUGUUCUAAUACGCUUGAUUCAUGCGGCCACCAUUUUAAAAAACGAAAGUGAGGCUGCGGUGGGAAGAAACCCAGAAGUAUAGCAUCAGCACUGUAAACAUUGCAAUAA